Molecule: messenger RNA, 2279 nt
Organism: Psammomys obesus (fat sand rat)
Lineage: Eukaryota; Metazoa; Chordata; Mammalia; Rodentia; Muridae
Gene: Paqr3
Product: progestin and adipoQ receptor family member 3
Exons: 7
Coding region: 155-1090 (311 amino acids)
Cellular component (GO): membrane
Molecular function (GO): signaling receptor activity
Source: RefSeq, a predicted model, not a curated record
UGGAGCCGAGGCGGCGGAGGUGUGUAGCGGAGCCUGGCCUGGGCAGACGCGGGCCACAGCACCUGGCUCGGCGGCGGCGGCGGCUCCGGGGCGGGGGCGCCAGCGGCGAGGCCCCCUCCCCGGGGAGGCGGGGCCGGGCCGGCGCCGGGGAAUCAUGCAUCAGAAGCUGCUGAAGAGUGCCCACUACAUCGAGCUGGGCAGCUACCAGUACUGGCCGGUCCUGGUGCCCCGCGGCAUCCGCCUCUACACCUACGAACAGAUCCCGGUGUCCCUCAAAGACAACCCGUACAUCACCGACGGCUACCGGGCCUACCUGCCGUCCAGGCUGUGUAUCAAAAGUUUGUUUAUUUUAUCCAAUGAGACGGUGAACAUCUGGAGUCAUCUGCUGGGUUUCUUUCUCUUCUUCACCCUGGGAAUAUACGACAUGACAUCCGUGCUGCCCUCAGCCAGUGCAUCCAGAGAAGAUUUUGUAAUUUGCUCCAUUUGUCUUUUCUGCUUCCAGGUCUGCAUGCUUUGCUCAGUGGGUUAUCAUCUUUUUUCCUGUCAUCGGUCAGAAAAAACUUGCCGAAGAUGGAUGGCCUUGGAUUAUGCAGGCAUUUCUAUUGGAAUACUGGGCUGCUAUGUCUCGGGAGUAUUUUAUGCAUUUUAUUGUAAUAAUUAUUGGCGUCAAGUGUAUUUGAUUACCGUACUUGCAAUGAUCCUCGCAGUGUUCUUCGCGCAAAUUCAUCCCAGUUACCUCACUCAGCAGUGGCAGAGGCUCCGCCCUAUCAUAUUCUGUUCUGUUUCGGGCUAUGGAGUGAUUCCUACUCUCCACUGGGUUUGGCUCAAUGGAGGAAUCAGCGCCCCUAUUGUACAGGACUUUGCGCCCCGAGUCAUUGUGAUGUACGUGAUUGCUCUUCUUGCUUUCCUGUUCUACAUUUCCAAAGUUCCGGAACGCUACUUUCCAGGACAAUUGAACUACCUCGGAUCCAGCCACCAGAUCUGGCAUAUCCUCGCAGUGGUGAUGCUCUACUGGUGGCAUCAGUCCACAGUGUAUGUCAUGCAGUACAGACACAGCAAGCCUUGCCCUGACUAUGUUUCCCACCUGUGAAUCCAGUUUCCUAACAACAACAAAAAUUAAUUCCUCAUUUGAGAAAGGUAUUGAGAAGAGGAAAUAAAGGUGCACUGCUGUUUUUAAAAGCAAUAUUAGACUGGCAACGAGGGAUACGACUGAGCCACACAAAGUCUGACAGCCAGAUUAUCAACUACCUAAUUUUACGCCAGAUAUUUACUUCCAUAUUCUAAUUGGAUUCUUGACCCUGAAUUUUGAUCCCAGUUUUCCCAAAGAACUCUCAUCUCUAACUCUAUAGUCCUAAGUCUCAUGAUGAAAACUAUAUGGGUGCUACUUUCAAGGCCAUGCCAUCUGGGUGACCGUGUCUUGACCAUUAAGUGAACCUUAAGCCUUAGAUUGCAGAUGUCUCAUCCACUGGAGAGAUUAUUCACCUCUGCGCCUGCUUAUACUUGUACUAACAUUUCGUUGACAACAUCAAAACAUAUAUAAGUGCCAUGUACAGUUCGGAGCUGAAGCGUUAGUCUAGUUUAUACUUACUACAUCUCCCUGCCCUGUUAGGGAGUGCACCUCUUAUCCUUUGGUCUUUCUAAGUGCAUAUAUUAAAUCAUUCACAGCACUCAUGAAAACUUCUGUUUCCACCAAAUAUAAAGCGUCACCUAAGUUUCUUAAUAAGUUGACAAGCUGUUUUAAAUACUGGCAUAUUUUCAGAAAAAAAAAAAAUGGAAUUAAAUAAUAUAUCAUAAAAAUUUUCUUGGCAUUGAUGUUUGUUCCCUAAAUGUACUUUCUGUACCCAGUAUUAGGAAAGUUGAUAUGCCUCAGCUUAUACCUCUGCAGAGAUUUCUUUCUAGUGUAGUGGUUUUAAAAUUUAAAUUUCCCACGCUGGUGUGUUAGCAAGAUGUUUUCCCCCAGUAGGCUCUGGAAAGGCCACCAUUUCAUAACCGUUGUUAUGACGGAACACUAUUUGACAGUGGCUGUUGUAACUUAAGUCACAAAUCCUAUUCAUAUGCUCAAUUUUAGAUGAUCUGCACAUAACAAAAGUACCAUAUAUUUUUCAGAAAAUGUCCUUUAUUGGCCUGUAUUGUUCUUGAAUACACAUUUUGUCAUUUUGGACAGAAGAAAUAGUAAUAAUGAAAUUCCAAUAAUUUUAAGCUAAAUGUGGAGCCAUUUUUAAUAUGAACUCUUCUCAAAAAAAAUACCGAGUCUUUUAUUUUUUUUUAUUUUUAUUUCU